Molecule: messenger RNA, 384 nt
Organism: Hansenula anomala
Lineage: Eukaryota; Fungi; Ascomycota; Saccharomycetes; Phaffomycetales; Wickerhamomycetaceae
Exons: 1
Coding region: 1-384 (127 amino acids)
Source: RefSeq, a predicted model, not a curated record
AUGUUACAAGCUGAAGAAUUCAGAAGAUAUCCAAAAAACACUUGGAGAUUAACAAGAUUACAACAAAGAUAUAUCAAACUGAAAUUUGAAGAAGAAAAUGAAGAUGAUUUAUUAUCCUAUUCUACAAGUGAAGAAGAACUAAGAAAACAUUUGAUAAAUAAUUUUGAUUUUAUAACAUCAACUUUAGAAAUGGCUGCUAAUUCAACUAAUUCAAAUGAAAUGACUGAACAAGAUUCUGUUGAAGUUAAAUCUGUUUCUUCAAUUCCUUCAUUAACAAGUGCAAACACUUCAAGCCCAAGUAUUUCUGUUCACUCUAAUUUCAAUGAUGAGCAUCAUUCACAACAACCUCAAUACGUUCCAGAAGAUUCAAACAUGGGAAAAUGA